Molecule: messenger RNA, 562 nt
Organism: Cherax quadricarinatus
Lineage: Eukaryota; Metazoa; Arthropoda; Malacostraca; Decapoda; Parastacidae
Source: RefSeq, a predicted model, not a curated record
AUCCAACAUGCAGCAGCUCUUGGUUCUGAUCUCGGUUCUUGUUGUGGCAGUGGACGCCGUCCCAGAGGGUUAUAACUUGCCGUUACCCGCUGGUCAACAACUUCCUCGAGGUCGCUGCAAGAACGGUGAAGUGCUGAAUGUGGACGGCACGUGCGCCAUUCCCAAAGUUACCCAGAACCUGUUUGUGUUCACCGCCCCACAGCAACAACAAACCUUUGGACCUCCACCUCAGAUUCCUCCGCCUACGAUAGAACACAACAUCUUGUUCAUCCGCGCCCCUGAACAGAGUCUGGGUCCAGAGCCCAUCAUUGUGCCGCCUCCUAGACAGCAGAACAUCGUCUACGUCCUAAAUAAAAAGGCAACCGAGGCUCAGCGAGUUAUUGAGGUUCCAGCGCAGCCGGCUAGGAGCCCAGAGGUGUUCUUUAUCAACUAUAACGAGGGAGAAAACCCGACCUUACCAGGUGGUAUUGACUUCCAGACUGCUCUCACUUGCAGUCCAAGCCAAGGGUCGCUCUUGUUGGUGGCUGAGGACUUGCUGGAGGCGAAGGCGUGCUGCUGGUAA